Adineta ricciae is the source of this 1650-nucleotide messenger RNA. Lineage: Eukaryota; Metazoa; Rotifera; Eurotatoria; Adinetida; Adinetidae. The record is from the annotation of a GenBank genome assembly.
AUGAAUUUUGAAAGUUUGGCACAUACUAUAGAUGACGAUUUUGAUUUGACCUCGGACUUAGAUCACGGUGGUAUUGUCAUUCCUACGCAAACCUGUGAACAUGUCCAAUAUGUCGAAUUGCUCGAUACGAUCGUUCGUAUAACUCCAACGCAAUGUGUCGAUUGUGAAAGUACGACAGAAAAUUGGUUAUGUCUAUCCUGCGGAGAAAUUCAUUGUAGUCGAUAUGUAAACAAUCAUGGAGAAGGUCAUUGGUUAUUUACUCUACUUACUGAUGAAAAGUACAAUGUGGGACAUUGUUUGACAAUCGGUCUAGAAGAUUUAUCGGUUUGGUGUUAUCCAUGUAAAUCGUAUGUAAAAAACGUUCGACUCAAUCCGUUGAUAAAGUGUAUUGAGUCAAUUAAGUUUGGUUCCUCCAAUGAUUCGUUGGAUCAAUCAUGUGACUGUGAAACACUCGAUAAUUUAAUUCCAACAGUAGAUAACCAUAAUCCAUCGACAAUCAUUGCGAUUCAAGAAGCCAGUUUGUUAAAAGAAUUGACUAAAACUGAUCUUUUAUCCUUUUGCUACACGAUGAAAUUUCGUUCGGCGUCAAUUGAUGAAUUAGUUCGCUUACAUUCAAGUGAUUAUGUCAAUAUGAUUGUUUCAGCUGAAAAGGUUCAUUCGAAAAUCUCAAGCAAACGUUUUCAUAUCUCAUGGUUCGAUACGGCAUUGUCUACCGCACGUCUAAGUGCUGGAAUGACCAUCGAUUUAAUUCAAAAUGUUGUAAACACAGAUCAUAUCAAUGGUUUUAUACUUUCCACAUCUCCAGGACAUCGUGCUUUGAAAGAUCAUGGAAAUGGUACAUCUAUCUACAAUAACAUCGCGUUAGGAGUUAAUUCCGUUCUAAUGGACAAAUCAACGAAUAAUCCAAGAAAAUCUUCAUUAGCAUUAAUUGAUUCGAAUAAUCAUGUACACAUGGAAGGUGCUACACCCAUUGAAGAUGCCAUCUGUCAUAUGAUAAACGUCUUGACUCCAUCGUCUGUGUUCGAACUGAAACAACCGGCAGCUAAAAUUCCCGUAGUUACUGAUAAUAAUAAUAAUAAAAUUCAAAUAGAACGUGCUUUCAUUGUUGAUCUAACAUGUGAACAUGGAAGUGGAAUUCAAUCGGUCUAUUAUGAAUCGAAUCAAGUGUUUUAUCUUUCGAUACACAAAGAAGAACAUCAACAUCGAUCGAGUUAUCAUGAAUGUGGCAAAAAUCAAGGUAUUGGAUAUACCAUGAACAUUCCGUUGGCAUGUUUCGAUCGAGCUUAUGACAAAGAUUAUGAAACGAUAAUGAAGGAGUUGAUUCUUCCAAUAGUAAAAGAAUUUCAACCGGAGUUGAUUGUUGUUUGUGUUGAUUUCGAACUUCCACAUAUAACAGCGUCGUGUUAUGCUUGGAUUAUUGAACAAUUCCGUCGCAUCGAUCAAAGUAAACUCGUCGUUGCUCUCGAUGGUGAUUUGUCGAACGUAUCAUCGAAAUCAGCCUAUGUACAAAAGGUACUCUCAGUUUUAAUCGGAAAAUCAUCGGAAAUAUCCGAUGACGAAUGGAAAAAUAGUGGUGUCAAUAAAGAUGUUCUUCACAAAAUCGAUUUAAUCAAACAAAAACAUCAACACUAUUGGUCUUGUUUUCAAUAA